AUGGCAGAUGCUGCUGUUAGUGCUACUAUUCAGGUUGCAUUGCAGGCGGUUGUUUCCCUUGCCGCUGAUCAUGUUAAUCUGGUUCGUGAAUUCCCAACGGAGCUGGAGAGACUCAACAAAUCUGCUGAAAUGAUUCGAGGCUUCUUGGCUGGUGCCGACGAGCAAAUGCAUAGCCAUGAUCCGAGGCUUCUUGGGGUGCAAAAAUGGCUCAAGCAGCUGGAAGAAGAGGUUUUCAAAGCUGACAAUGUGCUGGACGAGCUCAACUAUGAAAGUCUUCGUCGGAAGGUGAAGUAUCAAGAUCAACCCAUGAAAAAGAAGGUACUCUUCUGCUUUUCAUUCUUUAAUAAAAUUGGUUUUCGUUGGAGGUUGGGUUCAUCGAUCAAGGAGAUCAACAAGAACCUUCAAAGGAUCCAUCAGGAUGCAGAAGGUUUGGGACUGGCCUACGUUGAAGAAGCAUUCGCUACUAUUGCUGCUGGAGCCACAACAAGCAGACAGACAGACUCUACUAUUGUUCGAAGAGAUGUCCUAGGAAGAGACAAGGAUGAAUCAGAAAUAGUUAAGAAGUUGUUGACCGAAACUGAAAGUGUUAUUUCAGUUAUUCCCAUAACUGGCAUGGGUGGAUUAGGCAAAACAACUCUAGCUAAAGCCGUUUACAAAAAUAAACAAAUUGUUGGACAUUUUGACAAAAAAAUUUGGGUUUGUGUGGCUGAAAAAGUAGAUAGAAUCGAGGCGGUCUUCAAAAUGAUUCUAGAAUCGUUGAUAGGAGGAAAGGUUGAAGGGAAUCGUAGGGAGGUAAUAGUUCAAAAAAUUCAAGAUGAACUCAAGGAAAAAAGAUAUUUCCUUGUUCUUGAUGAUUUGUGGAAUGAUCAAGAAGUAUUGUUGAAUGACUUUUUCAGCACUUUGGCGGGACUCAAUACGAAGAAAGGGAGCUGGUGUCUUGUUACCACUCGUCUGCAAGAAGUGGCAAUUAUUCUGUCUAGACAUCCGCAGAUCAAUUUUACUCGCCAUGAGCUAGGAAGGCUACGCAAUGAUGACUGCUGGUCUAUCAUGAAAAAAUGGGCAAAUGUAGGGGAAGAAGUACCAAAAGAAUUGGAAGGCAUGAGGCGCCAAGUUUUAAGAAGAUGUGAUGGUCUACCUCUGGCAGCAAAGUUAAUCGGAGGUUUGUUAUCUAAAAGGAGAAAAGAGGAGUGGCUAUCUAUUUUGGAGGAGAGCCUCUUGAAUGGAGAUCAGGGUGGGAUUGAGCAAAUAAUUAAGGCUUUCUUCAACCGGAUCCCCAGAAUGAAAGAAUGA
Coffea eugenioides is the source of this 1290-nucleotide messenger RNA. RefSeq names its product putative disease resistance protein RGA3. Gene Ontology annotation, biological process: defense response to other organism. Lineage: Eukaryota; Viridiplantae; Streptophyta; Magnoliopsida; Gentianales; Rubiaceae. The transcript is spliced from 2 exons. Gene Ontology annotation, molecular function: ADP binding. The record is from RefSeq and is a predicted model, not a curated record. The coding region runs from base 1 to 1290 and encodes 429 amino acids.